CCCUGUCUGUGGUUAAGCACAGAGCUGUAUCUGCUCUCUCUCUCUCUCUCUCUCUCUCUCUCUCUCUCUCUCUCAUUCAUUCGUACUCACAGGCUCACACUUCUGCUCCCUUCUCUCUCUCCCUCUCUCAGAAUGACGAUUCUAGGUAUAUCUUCUGGUAUGAUUUUCUGUUUACUUCAGGCUGUUUCUGGAGAAAGUGGCAAUGCACAAAAUGGAGACUUUGAAGAUGCAGAACUUGAUGACUACUCAUUCUGGUGCUAUAGCCAAUUGGAAGUGGAUGGAUCCCAGGACUCACUGACCUGUGCUUUUGAUGACCCAGAUAUCAACAGCACCAAUCUGGAGUUUCAAAUAUGUGGAGCACUGAUGGAAAUAAAUUGUCUGACUCUUAAUAAGCUGGAAGACAAAUAUUUCAUCAAGACAACGAAAUUUGUACUGGUUGGUAAAAGCAAUGUAUGUGUGAAGCUUAGAGAAAAGAAUUUGACUUGCAAAAGUGUGGAGAUAUUCAAGAUAGUUAAACCUGAGGUUCCCUUUGACCUAAAAGUUGUUUAUCGUGAAGAAGCAAAUGACUUUCUGGUGACAUUUAAUACAACACACAUGCAAAAAAUGUAUGUAAAACAGUUAAUGCAUGAAAUGGCCUACCGCCUGGAAAAAGAUGAAAACAAAUGGAUGAAUGUAAAUUUAUUCAACACAAGAGUGACACUCCCACAGAGAAAGUUACAACCUGAUUCAAUGUAUGAGAUUAAAGUCCGAUCCAUCCCACAAAACAAAUAUUUUGAAGGCUUCUGGAGUGAGUGGAGCCCAAGUUCUUACUUUAGAACUCCAGAGACCAAGAGUCCAGGAGGAUGGCAUCCUGUUCUGUCAACAAUCAGCAUUUCAAGUUUUUUCUCUGUGGUGCUGUUGGUCAUUUUAGCCUGUGCAUUGUGGAAAAAAAGAAUUAAACCUAUUGUAUGGCCCAGUCUCCCUGAUCAUAAGAAAACUCUGGAACAACUGUGUAAGAAACCUAAAAAGAAUUUGAAUGUGAGUUUCAAUCCUGAAAGUUUCCUGGACUGCCAGAUUCAUGAAGUGAAUGACGUUCAAGCUAGAGAUGAAGCGGAAAGCUUUCUGCAAAAUGCUCUCCCUCCACAACCUUGGGAUUCGGAGAAACAGGAUCAUGAAGCAGCUGAACACAGCCGAAACUUGCCACCUGAGAUGUCAGUCAGCAUACCCGAAACUUUCAGAGCAGAGUCACCCCUAAGAUGCCUGACUAGAAAUCUGAGUGCAUGUGAUACUCCUGUGUGCCCUUCUUCUAGGUCCCCACACUGCAGAGAUGAUGGCAGAAAUGGACCUCACAUGUGCCCAGGCUUGCUACUGAGCCCUGGAAUUGUAAACAGCACCUUGCCACCACCAUUUCCUCGCCAAUCUGGGAUCCUGACACCAGUUGCUCAGAGACAGCCCAUUCUCUCAUCCUCAGCAUCAAAUCAAGAAGAAGCAUAUGUCACCAUGUCCAGCUUUUACCAAAAUCAAUGAACUGUGAGAAACCCAAGACCCCUCCCUUUACAACCACUAUGAUAACUGGGAAUGGAUUUACUAGUGCCUAUGCCCCCUCAUGGCUCCCAGAAGAUAAAAUCAAUGCAGCCUUGCUACAUGGGCUUCAGGAUUCAGAGUUUUUCUCUCUUAGCCAAUAGCAUUCAUAUAAGACAGGAAGACUUUGAUUCUACCAUGUUGAUUUCAUCAUAAUAUUUCAGUUGACACAAUUAAAAUAUAUUUAAAAAUCAAGGCAUAAUAAAAUAAAGAAUAAAAGGAAGGAUAGAAGGAUGUGUGAGUGCAAGAAGGGAAGAAAGAAGAAAAUAAUGGCAAUGCCAGUGACUACUGUUAGGACUUACUGUAUAUCUAGUGCUGUGCUAAGUGCUCUACAUACACUGUGUUAAAUGAUCUAUACAUUUGGUCUCACUUCUUCUUCACAAUAAUAAUUGGAGGUGGGUACAAUUAUAACUGUUAUUCACUUUGUCAUAGUUGAUGAUGUGGAGCAUAUAGAGUUCAUGUAACUUGUUCAAGCUGACCUCAGUGACAGGUAGAGCAUUAUUCCAACUCCAGCCUCCCCAUACCAUAGGCCUUUCCUUUAUUAAGGAAUAGCCAACUCUUGGGUGCCAAACUUCACUAAUAAGUAAGUAACUGUAUGGUUAUUACUUGAACUGGGCCACUUUUGAAGGUGAAAGGGGAAGUUAUGAAUAAUUACUCCAUAUUAAUAAGCAUAAUUUUGAGCUGUCUCAGACAAAAAUGGAUCACCUUAAUUAAAGUCAGGAAGAGAGUAGGAGGCAAAAUGAACUCGUGGAUUUAUAAUACUAUAAACACAUGUCAAAGGAAGUAGAACAAAGAAAGAAAAUAACUUCCAGGGCCAUUUGAACAUUUUUUCUGAAAACAAACUCAGGAAGCAAUAAAUUAGAUUCCAAAAAUUUCCACAGUCACUUGUCAAGACCACAAUUCUCUUACUGCUAACACCUAUCUGCCUCUAUUCUGAUAAUAGAAAGGCAAAUUGUAACUCUACAACAUUGUGACAUUUAACCAAUGGUCAGGAGAAUGACCCCUUCUAUAUGUGUAGACACCAUUACAAAUUGCCCCAAGGUUUACAGCCUUCUAUGUUUCCAUGAACUUCAGUGAAUAGGGGCUAUGAACACCACAGAAUGUCCCAGCAGAGGCUAUGCUCAUGAAGACACAAAGAGGAUAGGUAAGUCACUUAAAUUCACUGGUUAAGUCAGGAUUGCAAGCCAGAUUUCCAUAUCCCUUAUGUAUAUAGAUUAUCUCCUGAAUGAAACAGAAAAUAUUGUAGGUUACCAUUGAAUUCUUUAGCUCUAAAAUCCUGUUUCAAUGAUGUGUGACAUCUGUUAUUUGAAUUUAGUGUAUCUGUUUAUUGAAGACAUGUAUUAUGUCUGUAUUAUAUUCAUAUAAUCAAAGCUGCUACUAAUGCUUGAUUUUAUACUCAGAGACAACACAUAACAUAAGAUUACUAAUUGAUUCUACCCAAUGCUGUAUUGUAUUUCAUAAAGAAAGAAAAACUUGUCAGAGACAUUUGUACAGCAGAGAUGUCCAUUGCUAGUUCUAAGUAACAUGAAAUAAAAAUGAGAAAUAGGCAACUAAUUUAAUCAGACAAUUAUGCCUGGGUUCAGGGAAGCUUCAGUCAUUCAAUUUAUUGUCUAUAAAGCUUUGUCUCUCUCAUCAAUGAGGCUUCCAUAGGAAUUUGUCCCCCCAAAUCCAAGAACGGGCUAUUUCAGAUGUGCAUACUUGUAUUUUCUUGGAGCUGAGGUUUGGAACUAUCCAAGAGAAUGGUAAGAAUAUGUAAUAAAGCACCUGAAAACGACAUCACUCAGAUGAUAAUCUUAUUAAAUCAGUGGUAUUUCUUCAAUGUUCUUUCAAAUAUCUAUCAUCCACUACAGUGAAGAUCUCUGAUUUGACUGUAUUUUUUGUAUGCAUUACCAAUAUUUUAUGGAGCUGCUGGAUAUAAAAAUGUAUGGUGUCUGUUACCAUUUCACAUUUAAUUAAAUCCUAAGGAACUUUU
This is a messenger RNA of Nannospalax galili (Upper Galilee mountains blind mole rat), 3532 nucleotides long. RefSeq names its product interleukin 7 receptor (gene Il7r). Gene Ontology annotation, molecular function: cytokine receptor activity; protein binding. NCBI's taxonomy places the organism in Eukaryota, Metazoa, Chordata, Mammalia, Rodentia, Spalacidae. Gene Ontology annotation, biological process: hemopoiesis; cytokine-mediated signaling pathway; positive regulation of receptor signaling pathway via JAK-STAT. The record is from RefSeq and is a predicted model, not a curated record. Bases 133 to 1506 code for a protein of 457 amino acids. Gene Ontology annotation, cellular component: membrane; external side of plasma membrane. The transcript has 8 exons.